CCACUCAUUUAUCUAUUGUGAGUAAUAUAUUUGUCAUAUGUUUAGACCUCUCUGGCGAGAACUCUUCAAGCAAUAAUUUCUACCUGGUUGAAGGGACACAAAUACAGAGAACAUAAUAGUGGAGUUUACUUAUUUCCAGCUGUUUAGAGUAUAGACAAAAUGCAGAUUACCCACAUAUCCAGACAAAAGACUGCAUCCUGGACAAAGAGGGAUGUGGAUUGGAGAUUUGAAUGAUACUGUACAGUGUUCCAGAAGAGCCGUACUGAGCAGGUGAUCCUGGAACGAUCCUCAGGACACUCUACUGUAGGGGGGACGUUUUGGUGGAUCAAUGAGGCUUUUACAUGGGGAGAGACGGAGAGCGCUGAGCUAGUCUGUUCCAGAUCUGGAGUGGGAGAGGUGGAUGCAGAACACACCCCCAGCCGCUGAACAGAAUGUUUCAUCGCCGGGGGUGACCACUGUGUCCACGUUCCAGAGUGUAAAGAAACAAUAGAGAAUGAUCAGGAGCUGUGAGGUCGCCGCCUGGUGUUGUUUGUGUGACUAUAGGAGGUUAUAAGUACAGGAGCUCACUGUCCACUCGCACCCAGUUCAACCCUGACCCUCACUCCUUCACUGCUUGGCCUCUUCCUCUCCCUUUGGGAUUGACCUGAGCGCUCUUCCUCCUGUCCUCAACGUGGAGCCACAGAUCCAUGCACCCGCAGCGUCCUCUCCCCCAGGCCAUGCCCUCCUCCCUGGGGCAGAACCUACGUGAUGUGGCCAUGGGCCUGGGCAGAGGGAAAAACUUCCUGGGUGGAAACAUUGCCUAUGGCUUCAUCCAGUCCUUCAAAGAGUGUCUUUACUUCCUGCUCUGCUGCUGGUGCAUUAAGGAGAUACUGGACUGACUGGCUGACUGAGACACCACGAAAGAGAGAGUUUGUCCUCUUCUUUUCCCCUCACUAGCUGUAUUGAAAACAGCAACAUGUUAAGCCAUUGCCCAUGAUGCAGUUGUGUAUUCCUGGCCGGAGCUGUGAGAGACAUAUUUGGGAACCUCCAUUAUUCUCUGAUCCAGAGUCAGUCAAUCUGGCGAUCUGCAGUGUGUGAGGCAUCGCCUGAACACCAAUCCGCUGAUCGUAAACCUGUGGAGAAACCCAAGCUAUAUGGCAUUAGACAGAUGGAUUUAGUUUAGGCGAUUCUGCUUAGGUGACAUUUUCAUUUGUUUUCUGCAUAAUAUUAAUGAGGAAUAAAAGU
Esox lucius (northern pike) is the source of this 1224-nucleotide messenger RNA. RefSeq names its product lens epithelial protein (gene lenep). Gene Ontology annotation, biological process: multicellular organism development. Bases 687 to 878 code for a protein of 63 amino acids. The transcript has 3 exons. The record is from RefSeq and is a predicted model, not a curated record. Lineage: Eukaryota; Metazoa; Chordata; Actinopteri; Esociformes; Esocidae.